Aspergillus fischeri NRRL 181 is the source of this 1584-nucleotide messenger RNA. Its product is annotated as DUF2417 domain-containing protein. Bases 1 to 1584 code for a protein of 527 amino acids. The transcript is spliced from 2 exons. Lineage: Eukaryota; Fungi; Ascomycota; Eurotiomycetes; Eurotiales; Aspergillaceae. The record is from RefSeq and is a predicted model, not a curated record.
AUGGUUUCACUGUGGCGCAGGAACGAUGACUCGGAGCGAGAGGAGCAAGGCCGUGAUGGAGAUGAUAGAUCCAGAGGACAGUAUCAGGAAGCAGAUGAACGGACACGACUUUUACCCAGAGAGAACCAAGGAUAUCUGAGUCCCGAUGAUCCUGCAGUAUCCCCCUACAAUCUGUGGAGUGUCAGGGCUCUCAGAGCCUUCUCCUCUUUCUGUCUCGCGGUCAGUUUCGUCUGGUGGACCUUCCUGCUCGUCUCCAUCUUCGUCAGCCCUCCGAUGAUGCACAGCCGUGGCUCUGGCUUUUUUAGCUUCGCGUAUACCACACUCACCGUCGGCUACCUCGUUAUCGCGCUGCUAUUCUUUAUAAUCCCGUCAAAGGCCAUGACGAUAUCCGGCAUAGUGCUGGCCGUCUUCCUCUUCGUGGAUAUGUGCAUUAUCCUCGGUGUACCUCAGCUGCGCGUCGAAGAGGGCUGGGUUGGUAUCGCCUCGGUCGUCUGGGCCACCCUGAUAUCCAUUUUCAACGUCCUCCAAAACCGGACCGUUGCCUGGGGCAAGAGGGAGGAAGAGGAGCGCCUUACCGGACGAGAGGAAACCCGGCGGUCCCUCCGGGAAUGGGUCGCCGUGCUUAUUGAAACGAUCUUCAUGGUUGUGUUCGCGAUAGUCUCGAUCCUCUUCACUGCAACCCUGAUCAUCCGCGCCCGGGAUGCCUCCCUCCCAGCCCCGGGACAAAAGUACCUCGUCAACGGUGAGAAGUACCAAGUCCACCUCGCCUGUGUCGGUCCCAUGAACGGCACCACCGACGGCAACGGAAGGAAACCACCCACUGUCCUCCUCGAAGGCGGCGAAGGCCCAGUCGAGCACUCCCUGCAACCCUUCAUCGACGACGUCUACAAGCAAGGCCUCAUCGACCGCUACUGUUACUGGGACCGACCAGGAUACGCCUGGUCCGACAAUGCCCCCUCCCCACACUCCGCCGGCAUGGCAGCUGAUGCUCUCUCCGAAGCCCUCGCGCUCGCCGGCGAGGAAGGACCCUGGAUCCUGGUCUCCUCCGGCAUCGGCUCCAUCUACAGCCGGAUCUUCUCCAGCCGCCACCUCCUCGAAACAAAAGGCAUCAUGCUCAUCGACGCCAUGCACGAGGACUACCUCGGCCAAGUGGGUAACGCCGGCCGCGGCUUCCUGCUCUGGCUCCGCGGGGUCCUCUCCCCGCUAGGCCUGGACCGCCUCUUCGGCGCCUUGUUCAAGGGCCGCACGCGCGAAGACCGCGUCUACGGCCGCAGCGCGUACCAGACGGACAAAUUCCUCAAGGCCCAUUUGCAGGAAAACCUUGUCGCUGAGUCCAUGACUGCCUCUGAGAUCCAGACGGCGCGCCAUGUCCAGAUGCCCGAUACGCCGCUUGUCGUCGUAAGCUCUGGGAUCGAGGUCCGCAGGAGCAACAAGUGGGCCAAGACACAGGAGGAUCUGACCAAGAUCACGAAGAACUUGAAGGAGUGGGAUAUCGUCAAGGGUGCGCCUCAUGAGGUGUGGAGGACCACUGAAGGUCGACAGGUUCUGGAAAAGAGACUCAACGAACUGGUCAAGGGCGAGUGA